Messenger RNA from Siniperca chuatsi (mandarin fish), 7808 nucleotides. It is a transcript of the gene man1a2, whose product is annotated as mannosidase, alpha, class 1A, member 2. Gene Ontology annotation, cellular component: extracellular exosome; Golgi membrane; endoplasmic reticulum. The coding region runs from base 819 to 2765 and encodes 648 amino acids. Gene Ontology annotation, biological process: N-glycan processing; carbohydrate metabolic process. NCBI's taxonomy places the organism in Eukaryota, Metazoa, Chordata, Actinopteri, Centrarchiformes, Sinipercidae. The record is from RefSeq and is a predicted model, not a curated record. Gene Ontology annotation, molecular function: calcium ion binding; mannosyl-oligosaccharide 1,2-alpha-mannosidase activity. The transcript has 14 exons.
UUUCCGCUGUUCGUUUUCUUUUUUUUUCUGCUAGCCAACGUUAGCUGGAUAAGUUAGCCUCUCGUUCGCUUGUUAGCUAGCAUUCUGAAUCGGCUAAUCAGCUCACACAGGCUGGCACUGUCAGAGAAUGAACUUGGUAUUCUGUGUAGAGACUCCGAGGCAUCGUAGCUCCAUACAGACCCGAUGGAAAACUACUGGAUAAAAUACAUAGGCUCAGAUAAACACUUAUUUUACAUUAGCUGGCUUGACCUCCCCCAUUAAUACGACCGCUUAUGUUAGUGUUUUAAGGGGCUACUCGCUUGAUUUCCAUCCAUCCUUCACAUUAGCACUUGGAGCAGUUGCCGAGCGAAAUAGAACAUUUGCUGCACGUCUUCUUUCCACAUAUGCGGUCACGGAGGAAUAAAGCCCGUGCCUUUUUAAAAUGCAGCCACAUGGGGAUCUGCCAGAAGGAUUGAAGUUUAGAUGUAAAGUUAAUACGGCACAGGAUACGUGCAUGCAGUGUAUUUUUUUUUACCUUGCAUGUCCUGCCCCCCUUGCAAAGGGUCGCCACACAACUGUGAAUUGUCAUUCCAGUCGACUCCGAUGGAUGCGAAUGGCACGAGGAUUUAAUUGUCAUGACCAUUUUCCUGCUGACCAGUCAUUCCUUCACUGAGGGACCGCUGCCUUUUUUGGUUUCUGGACUUAUCAAUGCAGGGAUGAGAUAAUAAAGUCACCCAGCUCGUGCAUGCUGCUACAACAAUACCUGUGGCACUUGUAAACCCACCCCACCCUGCCCCCCUAACUCCUCCCCAAGCUAAGUUCAUUUCAACAGUCAAAACAUGACGACUCCGGCUCUCCUGCCGCUGUCGGGCCGCAGGAUACCCACUCUGUCGCCGGGUGCCUCCUCUUUCCCGCACCACAGGGCUACGUUGAGGCUCUCAGAGAAGUUCAUCCUCCUCCUCAUUCUCAGUGCCUUCAUCACCUUAUGCUUCGGGGCCUUCUUCUUCCUCCCGGACAAUUCCAAGCACAAGCGCUUUGACCUGGGCUUGGAAGAUGUGCUCAUCCCUCAUAUUGACUCGCCCAAAGAGGGGAAGCACGCUUCUGGACAGGUGAUCAUACAUGGACAGGGAGGACAUGACGAGCACAGACACAGGGAGGAGGAGGAGAGCCUGCGGGACAAGAUUCGGGCAGACCAUGAGCGAGCACUGCAGGAGGCAAAGGAGAAGCUGAGAAAGUCACGUGAGGAGCUGCAGGCUGAGAUUCAGACAGAGAAGAACAAAGUAAUGGAGGACCUGAAAAAGAAGGAUGCAGGGCCCAAACCCUUGCCACCAGUCCCCAUGCCCAAAGUGGUGGGCGUCAGUGAUGGUGAGCCACCAGAGCCUGAUGUCAAAGAGAAACGCGACAAGAUCAGAGAGAUGACGAAGCAUGCAUGGGACAGCUACAGACAGUACGGCUGGGGUCACAACGAGCUGAAGCCCCUCGCCAAGAAAGGACACUCCACAAAUAUCUUUGGCAAUUCCCAACUAGGGGCGACCAUUGUGGAUGCCUUAGACACCCUCUACAUCAUGGGUCUACACGAUGAGUUCAAGGACGGCCAGGAGUGGAUCGAACAGAAUCUGGACUUUGGCGUGAAUGCCGAGGUGUCCGUGUUUGAGGUCAAUAUUCGUUUCAUAGGAGGACUGCUGGCCGCCUACUACCUCUCUGGACAGGAAGUAUUCAAGCUGAAGGCGGUCCAGCUAGCUGAGAAGCUGCUUCCUGCCUUUAACACCCCCACAGGAAUCCCUUGGGCCAUGGUCAAUCUUAAGAGUGGUGUUGGUCGUAACUGGGGUUGGGCGUCGGCGGGCAGCAGCAUCCUGGCUGAGUUUGGAACUCUCCACAUGGAGUUUGUUCACCUCACCUACCUGACAGGGAACCCUGCCUACUACCAGAAGGUGAUGCACAUCCGAAAGCUGCUAGCCAAAAUGGACAGACCCAACGGGCUCUACCCAAACUACCUGAAUCCCCGCACGGGCCGCUGGGGCCAACAUCACACCUCAGUUGGAGGACUCGGGGACAGUUUUUACGAGUACCUGCUGAAGGCAUGGCUCAUGUCAGACAAGACCGAUACAGAAGCCCGCAAGACCUAUGAUGACGCCAUCGAGGCCAUCGAACGCCACCUGAUACGCAAAUCUAAUGGCGGUCUGACAUUCAUUGGUGAGUGGAAGAAUGGCCACCUGGAGAGGAAGAUGGGCCACCUGGCCUGCUUUGCCGGCGGCAUGUUUGCGUUGGGCGCCGACGGCUCGCCCGACGACAAGGCCGGACACUACCUGCAGCUGGGAGCUGAGAUCGCAUACACCUGCCACGAGUCCUACGACAGGACGGUGUUGAAGCUCGGCCCGGAGGCAUUUAAGUUCGACAGCGGCCUGGAGGCGGUGGCUGUACGGCAGAAUGAGAAGUACUACAUCCUGCGGCCGGAGGUCAUCGAGACCUACUGGUACAUGUGGAGGUUCACCCACGAUCCCAAAUAUCGGCAGUGGGGCUGGGAAGCAGCACAGGCCAUUGAUAAAUACUGCAGGGUGAGCGGAGGUUUCUCGGGGGUGAAGGACGUCUACUCCUCCAACCCGACCUACGACGACGUGCAGCAGAGCUUCUUCCUGGCCGAGACGCUCAAAUAUCUGUACCUGUUGUUCUCCAGCGACGACCUGAUGCCGUUGGAGAGUUGGGUCUUCAACACUGAGGCUCACCCACUUCCUGUCCUCCACCUGGGUAACAUCACCCUGCCUGGCAGCGAGCCGGCUCAGCGGUAGACAGUCAGACCCUCUUCCUCCACUACAGCACCAGGGGGCGCCACCUGUCUGCCCGCCUGCCUGCCCAAAAAACCCACCCACCAACACUGGACAAACUUACAUUCAGCUCUACAGACUCUCAACUGCUUUUGGACUGCAGACAUAAACCAGAGGAGACGGAGAGAGAGUCUCCCGCACAGACCACUGCAGCGUGGGGAGGACUCGGUCGUUGAGUCUCCCUCUCUUCUUCUACGUUUUACUCUUUGACUCUCUCUGUUGAUCUCUCUGUCUUCUCUGCUUAAAUCAGAAAGAUGGUGGGUUUGCUGCUCAGCCUCACGACUGGCUUGAAUUGACUCUUUUCUCUGAAGGAUCGAGCUCCAAAAUUGGAGGCUUGAUUUAGUUUUUUUGUUAUUAUUUUUAGUGUUUAUUUGAGAUUUGACCAAACUUUCCUCCCAUACAGACUCAAGCUGAGGCAAUGAGAGUGCAUAUGGGGUUUUGUGAAGGAUCACACAGUCGGUUUGACACUGUACUGAUGGAAGUGUUAUUUUUCAAGGAAGACAGACUUGACUUUACAGGGUCUGUUGAUAGGAUGUGUUUUUUUGUUUGGACAAAUCGUUAAUGGGGACACAGGGUUGAAUCAAAGCCCUUCGCUUCUCUCUGACCCAACCCCUCCCCACUCCACUUCCUGUUUAAUCUUCAUCCGAAGAACUUUGACCUGGAACUGUUUGCAGCUCGUCACAUCAUCAGUGCGAGGGCCGGUUGUGGCAACAGCCCCCAACUCCUCCUCUAAUCCUUUUUCAGAAAAGUGAACCAUUGUAAGUGGAACAGUAAUUACAGGGGGACAGCAGCAGGCCUCCCCAUCUUCACCACUCCCCACCUCAACAUCUUUUCAGUUUCUCUUCCAGUUAGAGACGUCACCGGGCCACAACUUUUCCCAUAAAACAUUCUGCUGCUACUCGUUUGGAUGUUGCUUUAUUAUCUCUCUUCACCUUUUUUCUGAUCACACCAUCGCAUAGUUUCUCCCCAGCUUAUCGACCCUUCUCUCAUCUCUUCCGUUCUUAUUUCCCAGCUUUGCAUAAAACACUCCAAAUCAUUUUCAGGUCAUACAUUGUGAGAUGAGGCUAGAACCCAACCAUGCUUGUGUAUGUGUGUGUGUGUGUGUGUGUGUGUGUGAUGGUUAAAAUACCUCUGCUGUAAAUCAUUUAUUUCUGCACUUUGUAUGGGAAGACUAUGAAGAAGAGGAAAGUAGAGGUGUAGCACUGAAAGAGCUGAAUAAAUGAGGACCCUCCUGUGUCUCCCUGCUGAGCUCCCAUGCCACAUUUUCUCUGUUCAACCCCAAAUCACCAGUUGGACCACCUAACUGUAAGUUGCUUGUUCUCAUUGUGGUGUUAAAAUUCUCCAUAAUUUGUCUUUACCACUUUUUUCCCCCCACAAUGCCUCUCUUAUUUUCUGCUUUAUCUUUAAUUUGUCGUACCUUCUCCACUCUGCUCCAUUUUUACCUCUCCUGUCCACAAUAAAAAUUCUAAAAACCUGGAGGCCUUUAGUCUCAGGGUUCCCACAUGACUCUGAAAAGUGUGGCAAAGUAUGAAACCUUUAUUUUAUAAUGUCCAUGUUUUGGAUAAUCUCUCAAAAAUCGCUUGGGAAUCACAAAAUCUUUGGAUAAAAAUGUGGAAAUAUGUGAAAAAGCUGCAAACUUGUCCGCUUUGUGUUAAUUGUUUAGUAAACAAUCAUGACCAUGCACUAUACAGAUUGAUUCGACCCUGUUCAUCAUAUUGUCCAACUGCUAAAUGCCGACAUCAUAUCAUCAAAGUCUUAAUAUCUGUGAAGAAAUUGAGGUCAGUGGAAAGUCAGAAAUUCUGAAAUAGAGCAAAUCAAGGACAUUUUGGCUGGUUUGUGUAAAAUUUCAAAUGCACAUCUUUUGCUGAGUCGCUAUAAUUUCUCCUCUCUGUAAGGGUUUGAUAGUCAGAACAUACAACUCGCUUCGUGUGGUGCGAUUUAUCAAGAGCUUGGUCUUGUUGAGAGAGGUCAGAGCCACCACACACCACGCUGUCUGCUCAGUUAGCAGCUUGGUUCUGCCUCCAGUUAUCGCUCCUGACACAACUCUCUCUGUUACAGCCAAAGCAGCGUGAAGGAUUUACUGCCCGGGUUGCUCAGAUAAUAGAUAGUACAGUCUGUUAAAAAAUAUUAUGUCAGCAAACAACCAAAACAACUCGACUCUGGAGACAGACAGUUACUGAAUGCUGGACAUUGACUGAAGGGUGACCUGCUGUAUGAAGCAGCUACUCUACAACUCUCUGAAAGACACUGGGCAAGAAUUUUAUGCUAAAAUCUGCACCGACUCAUAGCCCAAAGUGGGGCUGCAGAAAACCUGAAAUUUAGCAACUCAAACACAAACCUCAACACGUUCAUUAAACAUAAUUUCAACCCCUAGAAUAUGGGAGUAUACUGCGCGUGUUCGGCCAGUGCACAAGCGUCAGAUCUGCUCCUGUUUCUGUUUGAUGUUAAAAAUAAUUUUAAUGAAAAUUGUCAUUGUUUGCAUUUUAUAUAUGCAUAUAAAAUAUGACUGCAGCAUUAGACACACAAAAAAAACAUUUUUAGAUGUUGUACGGACAUAACAGUGAUGUAAUCUCUAAAAAUAUGAUUGAAGUGCAGUUGUGACCUUUUCUCUGGGCCACGUUAAGUUUGUAGCUGAACCACACGAAACGGUAAGCAGCAGAGGGGAGGACGUGAUGUUGGGUGAAGGCAAAUAAUACAUAAAUGAAACCAAAAAGCGUACAGAUGGUUUCAGGAGAAAAAAAGUUGUAAUGAGUGGGACCACAGGAGUCCUGUUGAGGUUAAAUAAUCCAAUAAUACUACUACAAUUUUCUUUUAGAAGCCAAGUUUUUAGUAUGAAAUCAGUCAAACUACUUUGUGUUGUUGCUGAAACACCAAUGUCAAAAACUACAUCCAGGUUACAAUUAGGUUAAGGUUAGGCAUUUAGUUGUGAUGGUUAAGGUAAGGGGCUAGGGAAGGCGUGUGAGAGAGAGAGAGAGAAUUUCAUGUGUUCUGAUAUUUUCUGUGAGCUCAUUAAUAAGCCUGUUGACUACCAGUUUGUGUGACAUGAACCUCUGAUGUGUUCAAACUCUGCUUAUCGACUGACUGGUUUAGGUAAAGAGAUGAAACUGAUCGGGGUUUUACUACUAAAGAUGAUUUGUAUGCAGGCGUUCAAGUUGAAGAGUAGGCAUUGCACUAAACCAGGAAGAAUUUUUUUGUGUGUGCGUCUGUUUGUUUCUCUUUUCAAGCCUUAUUGUCAAAUGUGACGCCUUGGCCAAUACUGUGCUCUUUCACGUUCUUUGCUUUGUGUUUUGUAAUACAUUAUUAUGAUAUAAAUUCCCUAUUAUUGUUUUUGUUUGCACAAACAUUGUCUGUCCUCUGACGUGCAGAUACAUGCAGAACUGUGAUGCCCUAAAAGCAGACUUGACACCAGGCUACAAGGGCGAAAGAUAACUGCUCAGAGAAAGGCUUUAACAUUUUGUUUACUGCCCAGCCACAUGACUAAAAUGUUCUCCAAAAAUGUAUAAAUAUGCUGACCUAACAGCCGCUUACUAGAUCCCCACGUGUCCUCCUGACAAAACACAGACAUUUCAUUUUUGACCGAAACUCAGUUUGCUGUCGUUUGCCCCUGUUGGACAGUAGGUCAGCUGCUCGUCUAUCAAUGAAGCCAUACUGUAUAUCCAGAAGGCAAAGUAUGAUACACUACUGCUAAAACAACAGCUUCUACUCAGUGUGACUGACUGUAGAGACUGACUGAUUGAGAAAUGUUAAGUCAUAGUUUUAGGUUGCUCUUCCCCUUUGCCUCAAAUUGCUGCUCAUCUCAAGUGAGCACAAAAUGUUGCCUUCGCAGCCUAACACGAAGACACAGUAAAAGUUAAGAUUUAAAGGAUAAGGUUGGAGAUAUUCGUUUCUUAUUGUCAACAAAUCCCAUGAAAACAGCAACACCACCAAUGAAUUGAUCCCAAUAACAAGUUUUGUCUGUGUAUGUAUCUUAAUCCUCAUAUAGCUCCAUUGUUGUCCAAAAAUUAUUAAAAACACAUCAAUGAGCCACACUGUGCACUGACUGACAUGCUCCUUCAUUAUCAGGAACACACACACUGUAGUUUAUUUUGACUCACUCCCACACACACCGUCCUGCUGCCACAAAUACUCACUAGAGCACUAAAUGUGGAUUAAUCUGCAUCUGAAAAUAGUCCCGGACAAAUGCACCGUUUCCUCCGGUUUGUUGGUUUUGGUCUUUUCGAUUGGAUGACAAUAAUAUAGCAUGAAAUAAGAAAUGUAAAACUAUCAGAUAAUCUGCUUUAUACUUUAAACAUCUUUGGAAAUUGGCGUCACCUGAUUUCAUAAAUAUGUAGGUCCUGAUUUGUCAAACCACUGUAGCCAGCAGUUACAGACAUUUUAGAAAAAUGUCUUAAUAUCAAAACGUUAGUUGGGUUUAAGAGAGCAGAACGGCUUCGACCAGAUUCCUGGCCAAAGUUCAGGUCAAUGUUGGGCUGAGCUUAUAUUUAAUCGCACCUUUUUUAAAUAAAUGAAACAAGUCGUCCUCGGUUUUUGGUUUAAAGUUUAGGGGAACCUCUCACAACAUUCCUCUACAGCUUCGAUCAGUGUACAUACAGGAUAUAUUUCUCUGCCCAGUCCCCCAUUCAACACAUUUUAUUCCCUGCAUACAUUUCUCUCCACCAUCCAUCCAGUAUCAUCUCCACCUCUCUUUCAUCUGAACUCUGGUGGCAGUCGACCUCAGCUUUCCGUUGAUGCAGCACAGUCUCGGCUCUCAGCCUCUGUCCCCCAGUCUCUGACAUCACGCUGACAUCAUGCUUACAUCUUCACCACCUGUCUCUGAUUGGGAGGAGGUCCAGGCGAAACCUGGGCGGCCAUCGAGUCGCUGGGAGCGACGUUGAUUUUGAAAAUUGAGUGUUCUGUAUUUGUAUUUUUACUGAACAAAAAAAAAAAAUUAAAGUAUCUGUAAAUAUGUUUAAACUCAGACACAAAUUCAAUAAAGAUGUUAUGAAAAGUGAUCAGAAAUGUAAAGUA